Messenger RNA from Pipistrellus nathusii (Nathusius's pipistrelle), 534 nucleotides. Lineage: Eukaryota; Metazoa; Chordata; Mammalia; Chiroptera; Vespertilionidae. The record is from the annotation of a GenBank genome assembly.
AUGUCCACGUUAGCAAACCCACCUAGCAUCCUGGAAAUACCACAGGAAAUUAAGAAAAGCUGUGGAGACAAACAGGUGGAAACCACAGUCGACAGAAUAAAAAUGACAAAGAGCAUCAAAGAAAAACAAAGCAAUGAUUUAGAGAAACUGGCCUUUAAAAGGAAGGCAGAAGGUGAAGAGAAGCCAGCUGGAAGGAAGGAGGCAAAGAUCAUGGAACUUGACAGCCCAUUGAUCUCCCUGCCUCUGCCUCACAUCCCCUUAAAGAGCAUCAUGGAUGUGGAGGUGAAGCUGGUCUAUGUGGAUGAAGAGGAUGUGAGCUAUGAGUUUGUAGAGUCCUUCACAUCCACUGGGAUUCAGCCAACAUGCCAGGAGGCUGAAAUAGUAGACCCUGUGCAUGGACUUAAUUUCAACUUUCUGCCUCAGAUUGACAAAUGGCUUCAAGUAGCAUUAAAGGACGCCAGCUUGUGCUACAGACAAAAGAAAUACGCCGUGGCAGCAGGACAGUUCAGAACAGCACUGGAGGUAUGGGAUUAA